AUGGCGACUGAGAUCCACCGGGUCGGGUCGGAAACCCCUCCUUCAAGUUCCUCCGAAAAGGACCGUAUCGAAGAGAAGAACACCGUGAUCUCUCAGGACGUCGAGGGGAACUUUGACGAAGAGAGCAAGCGGUUGGUUGCAGACCGGGCAGAAGCGACAGAGCUUACGCCUGUAGAGGCUUUCAAGUGGUACGUUGAAGGCGAUCAGUCACCAUUCCCAGAAGUCGCAGCCUGCGUGCCUAAUACAGACGAUCCCAGCCUCCCUUGCAAUACUUUCCGUGCCUGGUUCCUGACCACUGUAUUUGUUGUUGUCUUUGCGGGCGCAAAUCAGUUCUUCGGUCUUCGGUAUCCCUCGUUGUCCAUCGGCUAUGUCGUCGCCCAGCUUCUUGUCUUUCCCAUCGGUCGGGCGUGGGAGAUCCUCCCUCGAUGGAGAUUGCCCCUGGGCCCUCUUUCUUUCGACAUCAACCCGGGCCGAUUCAGCAUCAAAGAGCACGCCCUCAUCGUCAUCUGUGUCAACAUCAGUGCCAGCACAGCCUAUGCGUCGGGCGCACUGGUCUCGAUUAUCAGCCCCGUCUACUGGGAUCGUGACUACGGCGCGGGCUUCUCUUUCAUCUUCCCCCUGACUACACAGAUGCUGGGGUUUGGCCUCGCUGGCCUCUCACGUCGAUGGCUCGUCUACCCGGCCGCUCUCAUCUGGCCGUCCACGCUGUCCUCUGCUGUUCUUUUCCGUGCUCUGCACGAGCCGCAGGAUAAUUCGCCGGCAAACGGAUGGACCAUAUCGCGAUAUCGAUUCUUCUCGUACUUUACGGUCUUCGCUUUUGUACUCUUCUGGUUCCCUGACUAUAUCUGGACAAGCCUCAGCACAUUUGCCUUCGUCACCUGGAUCGCGCCGCACAACCAAAAGGUCAACACCAUCUUCGGGAUGAACUCUGGAUUAGGUCUCUUGCCAAUCAGCUUCGACUGGACGCAGAUCAACUACGCCGGUUCACCCCUGAUCACGCCGUUCUACAUCACUUGCAACGCAUUUGCGGUAGUGGUUCUCUUCUACCUGUUCCUGUCGCCAAUACUGUACUAUUCAAACGUAUGGCAGAGUGCAUACUUGCCGCUACUCUCCUCGAGCACCUUUGACAACACCGGCUCAUCAUACAACAUCACACGGGUCGUCGACGACAAUCUCAACUUUGUGCUGUCCAAGUACGAAGAGUACUCGCCAAUGUACAUCUCCAUGUCUUAUUCGCUGACGUACGCCCUGUCCUUUGCCGCCGUCACGGCUAUCGUGGUGCACACGUACCUGUACAACGGCGCUGAGAUCUGGGCCAAGUUCAAGAACUCGAGACACGGCGGGGAGGAUAUCCACAAAAGGCUUAUGAACAACUAUAAAGAGGUGCCGGACUGGUGGUACGCUAUCUUAACCGUGGUGAUCGUGGCGCUCGGCUGCGUGACAGUCAGCUACUGGGACACCGGCCUGCCAGUCUGGGGAUUCAUUGUGGUGUGCUUCGGCAUGGGUGUAGUCCUGAUCGUACCUGAAGGAAUACUGGAAGGUACCACCAACCAGAGAGUCUUCCUGAACAUCAUCGCCGAACUUAUCGCCGGUGUCAAGCAUGGCAUGGACUUUGCGCAGGAUUUAAAGCUUGGCCAGUACAUGAAGAUCCCGCCUAGGGUCCUAUUCGUUGGCCAGUUGUACUCGUCAGUUUUGGCGACUGCCACACAAACUGGAGUCCUGCGCUGGAUGAUCGGCAAUAUUCCCAAGCUCUGCCACAGCGACAACACACAGCGCUUCACCUGCGCCGGCGCCAAGGUCGUCUACAACGCCUCGCUGAUCUGGGGCACGAUCGGGCCGCAGCGCAUGUUCCAGGUCGGACAGAUAUACCACGCGACAGUGUACUUCUUCAUCAUCGGGCCGGUCGUUACCGUGCUGGUCUACAUGAUCUACAGGCGGUAUCCCAACAGCUGGGUGCGCUUCAUCAACGUCCCCAUCUUCUUCAACGCCGCUGGCAACAUCCCGCCGGCCAACACGACGCAGUACAGCCUGUGGUUCAUUUUCGGGUUCCUGUUCAACUACCUCAUCCGGAAGAGGGCCUUCGCCUGGUGGAAGAGGUACAACUAUCUCCUGCAGAGCGCUAUGGACACAGGGACCGCCAUCGCCACCAUCGUUAUUUUCUUCGCCUUGAGCUAUCACAACGUGAAGCUUGAAUGGUGGGGAAACACAGUUGGCUCGGACACGGACGAUGCUAACUCUGUGCCAUGGCUCACUGUGCCGGAUGGCCAGAUCUUUGGGAAAGCCCGAGGGCAAUUUUGA
This is a messenger RNA of Diaporthe citri, 2298 nucleotides long. RefSeq lists its product as uncharacterized. Gene Ontology annotation, molecular function: oligopeptide transmembrane transporter activity. The coding region runs from base 1 to 2298 and encodes 765 amino acids. Lineage: Eukaryota; Fungi; Ascomycota; Sordariomycetes; Diaporthales; Diaporthaceae. The transcript has 6 exons. The record is from RefSeq and is a predicted model, not a curated record. Gene Ontology annotation, biological process: transmembrane transport.